Molecule: messenger RNA, 697 nt
Organism: Babesia bovis T2Bo
Lineage: Eukaryota; Apicomplexa; Aconoidasida; Piroplasmida; Babesiidae
Product: putative 60S ribosomal protein L12 protein
Exons: 3
Coding region: 121-618 (165 amino acids)
Biological process (GO): translation
Cellular component (GO): ribosome; cytosolic large ribosomal subunit
Molecular function (GO): large ribosomal subunit rRNA binding; structural constituent of ribosome
Source: RefSeq, a predicted model, not a curated record
AAAACACUUCCCCAGUCAACACCUGAGUAUUGGAGCAUCUAUUAUCUCAUUAAAUCGACUCAGGGAUAUAUAUCGCCAUCAUUUUGAACCAUUUGACUUUUCGCAUACAAAUAUAUUAAGAUGGCGAAGAAACCCGAUCCAAAUCAAAUCGUCUAUGUAUAUCUCCGUCAGCUCGGUGGUGAAGUAGCACCUUCAUCUGUGCUCGCCCCUAAGCUGGGUCCUCUUGGUAUGUCUCCCAAGAAGGUGGGUGAUGAUAUCGCCAAGGAGACUUCCAACUGGAAAGGAAUCAAGGUUACCGUUAAGCUGACCAUCCAGAACAGGCAGGCUAAGAUCGAAGUUAAGCCAUCGGCCACUGCUCUCUUGAUCAAAGAGCUCAAGGAACCACCACGUGAUCGUAAGAAGGUUAAGAACAUUAAGCAUAGUGGUAACCUGACAUGGGAACAACUUAUGACAGUAGCUCGUACUAUGAGGGAGAAUUCUAUGGCCAAGACUUUGGCUGGUACCGUUAAAGAGAUUUUGGGUACCUGCUUCGCUAUUGGUUGCACUGUGGACAAUGAAAAGCCCCGUGUGCUCCAAGAGAAGAUUGACAGCGGCGAGAUUGAAAUCCCUGCCCAGUAAACCUGAACAUAACGUUGAUGUUAUAAUCCAUAUCUCCGAUACGUGAUUAUUGAAUCUAGAGUCCCAUGUCUAACAAUGA